Messenger RNA from Zeugodacus cucurbitae (melon fly), 5918 nucleotides. RefSeq names its product cyclin-dependent kinase 4 (gene Cdk4). Gene Ontology annotation, molecular function: cyclin binding; ATP binding; cyclin-dependent protein serine/threonine kinase activity. NCBI's taxonomy places the organism in Eukaryota, Metazoa, Arthropoda, Insecta, Diptera, Tephritidae. Gene Ontology annotation, biological process: protein phosphorylation; G1/S transition of mitotic cell cycle; regulation of G2/M transition of mitotic cell cycle. The coding region runs from base 273 to 1214 and encodes 313 amino acids. The transcript has 9 exons. The record is from RefSeq and is a predicted model, not a curated record. Gene Ontology annotation, cellular component: cytoplasm; cyclin-dependent protein kinase holoenzyme complex; nucleus.
UAGCUGCAUAUUCGCGAUAAAAGAUAAAUUUAAAGAGGCGUUUAUUCAGUAAUAAAUCGAAACAAACGAAUAACUAAACUCGAGAAUUUAAAUUCCAGUUUGAUUGUAUAAAAAACUGUAAAAAGAUAACUAAAAUACGCUGUAGAUACGUUGCAGAACAAGUAAGUCGAGAUAAAUGUGAUUUCUUAUUAAAUUAUAAAUUAUAAACAGUUAAUAAUUCGUGACAAAAAAAAAACUGAACUAAAUUUAAUUAAACAAAUAUAACUGUAUUAAUGCGGAAAGAAAAUUGGAUAAUGUCCUCGGCGGCGCAAUGUGGAGACAGCGACUCUUUGAACUAUGAAGAGCUCAACGUCAUUGGCACAGGGGCCUACGGUACUGUAUAUCGAGCAAAAGAUAACCAAUCUGGAAAAAUUGUCGCUAUCAAAAAAGUGCGCAUACCUAUAACGGACAAUGGAGUUCCAAUGUCAACGUUACGAGAGAUCGCUUUACUGAAACAUUUAAAUGCUUCAGAUCAUCCAAACAUUGUUAAACUCUUUGAAGUGUGCCAAGUGCUAGAGCGCGAGGAUCAGUUGAUGGUGCUGUUGGUUUUUGAACAUUUGGAACAAGAUUUGUCUGAUUUAAUUGACCGUCUUCCGAAAUCGGGAAUGCCAUCAGUAACAAUACAGCGUUUAUCACGGGAACUCUUAACCGGAGUGGACUUUCUGCAUUCGCAUCGAAUUAUUCAUCGCGAUUUAAAACCACAGAACUUGUUAAUCUCUUCGCAAGGUCAUUUGAAAAUAGCAGAUUUUGGAUUGGCAAAAACAUAUGAUUUUGAAAUGAAACUAACAUCAGUAGUGGUGACACUUUGGUAUCGUGCCCCUGAAGUCCUGUUGGCCCAAUCGUACAAUAGUUCGGUGGACAUUUGGAGCGUUGGCUGUAUCAUAGCGGAAAUGUUUGCACGUAAAGCCCUUUUUCCAGGUACAUCAGAAGCCAAUCAACUGGAUCGAGUUUUUGAGUUAACCGGACGUCCCACGUCGCAGCAGUGGCCACAAACAAUUUCACUUUCUAGGGAACAUUUUCCACCCCGCCUUCCAAAGCAACCGAAAGAGUUGUGUCCAAAUUUAUGUGACUAUUCCAAUGAUCUAUUAAGUCAAAUGCUAUCAUACGAUUUUCGAUCGCGACCUUCUGCAUUGGCUUGUUUAAAGCACGAGUACUUCCAACAGGAACCCAUUUAAUAUUGGUCCCUGUUUACUAUCUAUUUAACAUAAGCGAUAACUUGUUAUAUUUUUUCAUUAGCCAUUAUAGACUUUUAGAAUUAGUAAUUGUAAGAAAAAAAUACAUAUACAUAUAUUAAAUUUAGGCAUUAUUAUUAAACAUACAAUUGAUGAAAUUUUAUAUACAUAUGUAUAUAUAUAUAUAUAUAAUUCAAUAUUUACGCUUUUCAUUGUAGUUACUAUGUUGAAAAUCUAAACUUAGCCACAGCCCUUACCUUUUGAAAUUAUACAUAAAAAUUCUUUGGAUCGUGUAUUUUAAAAAAUGUGCGGUAAUACUUAUCAAAAGUCGAAGUCAUUUUACACUUUUUCAAACACAUUUGGAAUUGUAGGGUUAAGAAAAAUAAUAAUAUAAUAUAAUCAUGGGUUGAGCCCGUUUUGUUGUAUUUUGACAAAUUCAACAGCCUCGUUUUGAACGAUGAUUGACUCUUGUAAAAAACACUCCUUGUUUAGGAUUGUGAAAAAAAUGGACUUCGAUUGCGCUAAAAUUAUUUUCUCUAUAAGCGGCCUUCGGCUGCGCUCUAAAAGAAUAACCCGUGUUGAUCCAACAUCGGGGUACCUUUAAACUUGGUCCUCAUAAGCGAACAACAAAAAGGAGUACUACGCAUAUAAUCUAAGAACAUCCUGAUGUUGGAUUGGCUAGGUUUAUUUUGCAAAAGCGCGGUCGAAAGCCACUUGGGGCACCCCGGUGUUGGUUCGACUAGGGUUAUUUUCCUAAAGUGACUAUGUUUGCACUUGCUAACCAUUAAAUUUUUGCUGCGAUGGCGUUAAUACAUAAGUACCUAUUAAAUGGUACAAUACACAGUGGUUCCGCCCAUAGGCCAAAAAUCAAAAAAUCCAUCUAGCGAUUUUUUGUCAAAAGGUAUACAGAUGUCCUCUAAAUUGUCCAAACUUCCUAUUUGCAAACCGGGGUUUCCUAAAAUUCUAACGGUACUUUGUAAAAAUAGAGUUAAUUGCAUGAACACCUGUAUUUUUCUAAAGCACAUCAUAAAUUUUUUGAAAACAGCAGCAACAACGAAUUUCAAUCUGUUCUGGUAAUUGUUCAGGUUAACGAAUCAAGAUUAUUUUUGAUGGAUUUGAAGUUAAAUGUAUUUAUUUUAACUUGUGAAAUUAAUUAAGACUAACCUAAUUUAUGUUUUUAGUGAAAUAAGUGUUUUAUUUUGUACCUUUUUUGUGCGUCUUUAAUUUGUUUACAUAAAGUUUUAAUUGUUUUCACCCGCGAUCCACCUUUAAUUAUAUUUUAUAUAGUAUUUAUCAGAGUCUUAAGGUAAUAAAAGUGUUAAAGUUAGGUGCGGAAAGUUGCGGAUGUAUUUGCAAUCGUCGGAAUAAUAAUGCCCUGUGAAUUAACUAUUUUUAAGUUCAAACUCAUCAUAAUUGGGCUAAGAAAGCUUGGAAAGAAGGAUAAGUCGUCGUUAUUUCCGUCUGUGUACGGUUUAGUAGGGGACAUUAUAAGUUUUUGUUCUAAGUAUAAUGGCUGUUGAAUGGCAGUGAAAAAAUGAACUGUAUUAAAUUGGUUGAUAAUUUGCUUUUUCCUACAAGAUUUUUUUAUAUGAUAUUAUUCUUAUAGGUGGAAUGUGGGGGUUGGAUGGGGGAAACUAUAACGACAAAUCAUGUUCAGCUUGUUUAUCGCUUUCUUAAUUUUUUUUUACAAAGUCUUACUGAAAGUUUUGACGCUGGAACUGUGACCAUGAUAAGUAUUUUUGAGCAUCAUUGCCAUAUAAUGGCAAUUACUGUUCUAUAUGAGCUAUAGGACCUAGUAGUCCGAUGGGUCCUUCUCCACCUUGUCCUUCCAUCGGAGUGGAGGUCUCCCUCUUCCUCGGCUUCCACCAGCGGGUACUGCAUCGAAAACUUUCAGAGCUGGGGCACUUUCGUCCAUUCGAACAACAUGACCUAGCCAGCGUAGCCGCUGUCUUUUUAUUCGCUGGACAUGUCUAUGUCGUCGAACAACACAUACAGCUCAUCAUUCCAUCUUCUGCGGUAUUCGCCGUUGCCAAUGUUUAAGGGACCAUAAAUCUUCCGCAAAACCUUUCUCUCGAAAACUCCUAGUGCCGUCUCAUCGGAUGUUGACAUCGUCCACGCUUCUGCACCAUAAAGUAGGACGGGAAUGAUUAGGGACUUGUAGAGUUUAGUUUUUGUUCGUCGAGAGAGGACUUUACUUUUCAAUUGCCUACUCAGUCCAUAGUAGCACCUGUUGGCAAGAGUGAUUCUGCGUUUGAUUUCAAGGCUGACAUUAUUAUCGGUGUUGAUGCUUAUGCCCAGGUAUACGAAAUUAUCUACAACUUCAAAGUUAUGACUGUCAACAGUGACGUGGGAGUCAAGACGCGAAUGCGCUGACUGUUUGUUUGAUGACAGGAGAUAUCUCGUCUUGUCCUUGUUCACCACCAGACCCAUUCGCUUCGCUUCCUUAUCCAGGCGGGAAAAAACAGAACUAACACCACGGUUGUUGUUUCCAUCAUCGGCGUACGCCAGUAGCUGUACACUCUUAUAAAAAAUUGUACCUUCUCUGUUUAGUUCUGCGGCUCGAACUAUUUUUUCCAGCAUCAGGUUAAAGAAGUCACACAAUAGCGAGUCACCUUGUCGGAAACCUUGUUUGGUAUCGAACGGUUCGGAGAGGUCCUUCCCGAUCCUGACAGAGCUUUUGGUGUUGCUCAACGUCAGCUUACACAGCCGUAUUAGUUUUGCUAAUGUAUUACAUUAAUUAAAAAGUCUUUGGUCAGAUCAAGAAAUCAUCAGUACUAGCCUUAACUAAAAUACUAAAUGUGAAUUUGAUCUUUUGAUAAAACAUUGUUUCCUGAUGGAGAAAAUACUGUUAUUAACGCCAGAAAACAUCGCAAAAGUUCAAGUUAGUUAACUCUAUCGGAAUCCCAAGAAACAAAUUUUUUUAGAAUAUCGAUUAAAAAAGUAAAAGUGUUUAAGAAAGAAUAAAAAGUUUUUUUUUAUACAAAUGGAUUGGUUUUCUUCGGCUACCUCAAAUAUUAUAAAACAAUCUAAAAAUUUUGAUAUUUUAAGUUCUAAAACCUAUAAAAUUAUUAAAUUAAUUUUCAACUUAGGAAAUGUAACGUGUACUAUCUAUAGUAUUAUUAUAGUAAUGUAUAGUUGUAUACUAGUAAUGUACUAGUAAUCUACGAAUCAUGCCACCUUUAAUAUUAUAUUAGCUCAAGUCAAGUGUCAAGUGUUGAAUAUAAAUCAAUCGGACAAAAUAACCGUAUGUUCAAACAAACGGACAGCUCUCUCGCAUAUAGCUACUUAUAGUCCAAUAUAUAAAAAACAUCCCUGGAUGUGAAAUCUGGACUAAAUUUUACUCAUUUCCAGUUUCCAGUUUACGGUAUAUUCAAAUGUAUGUAUUUGUUUUAUGUAAAGAGGUUGUUGAUUUAGUUCAUUUUCAAAUUGUUAUAUAAAUAUGUUGAGAAAAAAAAUGGCCAUAAUGAUCACUAAAUAAAAUUAAUCUAAUUUAUUAGACAGUUACCGCAUUUUUAGUAUUUUUGAACAUGACCUUUAUAUGAAAGAUGGGCUAGGUUAGUAUCCGAUUUAAUCAUUCUUUUCUCAGUUUUGGUUAAUAUAUGUAUGUAGCUCCAGGAGCUUGUAAGAGGAUGGGAUUAAAAAAUUACAAAACUAAAAAAUACAGAUGAGUCUCUCUCUCUUGCGACCAGAGAUCUAUCAUUGCCUCUCCUCUUUUCACAUGACUUAAUCUAACCCAGUAACAUUAAGGAGUUUUAACAAUACACAUGGACUCAUAGAUGUGACGUGGUCUCUCUCUUCGAAUUCAUUUCGUCAAUAGUCACAUCCGUUCUUCGUGCGAGACCAAUAAACACCACAGCAAACUGCUUUAGUUUGUUUCUGUUGAGAAUGAUUAGCUAUUUGAACCGAAGUUUAAGCAUUUGCAUCCAGUAAAAUCCCGACUUGCUUUUUCUGUGACUUGUGCAAAUCUGAAGGGAAAAAACAGAAUACUGUCUGUGACCCCCUUUCCAUAAUAAAAUAACUUCUAUUAUAAAUAUGCAAAAACAUGCACAAAUAAACAGAAAAAACGCAACCCAUGACACAGAAGUCUGUUGAACUUUGAUUUCUGUGCUGUGUGACAUUUCGAACAGUGCCAUCGCUUCAUUUUUUCUCUCUUCUCUCAUUUCUUCUAUUCUGAUACUGUUCACAUUGCGUGUUCAUGUCUAACAGAUAUGUCUCUUUGUAAACGUGUCAUUAUAGUCCAUUGUGAAUGAAUUGAGCAAGUGAAAAGAAACAGUACCAAAUUAAAAAUAUUUGGUUUUAUGUUGCUAUAAGAAAGAAAGUAGUUCAAAAGAUUAGUUCUAGAAAGUGCAUAGAGUAAAGUACAACAUUUUUUUUUAGCGAGAUAAACUAAUGGGAACGGAAAAAGACGAUGUUGGUGCAGAAUCGAGUGAAGAUGAUAGUGGAAUUACGGUCACAGGAAACGGAAGAAUUUCAAACGCCCUCUUUUUAUAGGUGUGACAUGUACUCCAAUUACGAAUCCGGUGCCUGUUGUUUUCCUAAUAAAUUUCAUACUACAAGACCAAGUUAGGGUGAUCAUACUUGCUUUCUACUUAACAUUGGUGAUAUUAACGAUUUUGGCAGUGUGGUGGCAAAUUGGCAAUGAAGAAAAAGCGUCAACAAGAGUACGAAAAAUAUUUCAUAUCCUUAUUGUGCUUGUGUUUGUACCCG